ACUCGCACUUGCUAAAACCCAACCUGAUUUGGACUCUGGCUCGGCCCAAAUACGCACCAUCGGAUCACCGAUGAUCUGAUUCUGAACAGAGGGACACCACACCACCUUGCAGCACCGGCAAUGAUUUUCGACGGCCUGGACUUCCGGUCGAAGAAAGAUGAUGCGUGGUACGCCUGCGGCGUCGUUCUUGACGGAAAGAAGCUCCGAGUGAAGUUCAAGGAUUUUGUGGAGAGCUUCCAUGACGAGGUUUUCUCCAUUGCUGAUUUCUCCACUCACCGUGAAAUUGAACAAUUUCUCCUUAGAUUCCGUCCGACGUCCAUGCCGAUAGAGGAGAAUGAGUGCUCCAAAGUGAUAGAAGGCAUGAUGGUCUCUGCUACAUAUACACGCGAUGGAUUAGUUCGAUUCUUUGAUGCCAUUGUUGAUGCCGUGAAUUACAAAGAGCACACACCUGGGAAGUGCAUAUGCACUUAUCUACUAUUCUGGCAACAUGGUCCUGCUGAAGGCAACAUAACUGCAGCAAGUAUUGAUGAUAUAUGCCUUAUUAUGUCUGGUGCCCUUGAUCCCAGAGUGACUGAAUUCGCAAAGCUUGUGAAGGAAAAACUUAGAGGUGCCUCUUCUCAAUCUAGUUUCACAUCCAAGGCUCCAUUUUUGUCUAAAAAAACAAGUUCAAACCAAACUCUCAACAAGUUACAGGAGUUCAGUGGUGAUGGAGACAGUCGUAAUGGUGGAUCAUCUGAAGGGAGAGAAAGAUUCAAGAUUCAACUAAAUGAUCAAGACAGAGAUAUGGGGGGUGUGAAAGAUAUUGGCUUUCAUCAUUACAUAAUAUUAGAAAAUCUGGAGAAAAAUCUAUCUCCAGUAUUAAUGACAGAGUUCAUACAUGAACACACUUCAAUCACAGCACAAGCAUAUGUUUUUCUAAGCUUGUCAGCAGAAACAUAUGCUAGAGGAGCACUUGUUUUAAAUAGCAAAUCAAAGCUUAAGAGGGUAUAUGAAUUUAUAAACAACCCAAAUCACUUCAUUGUAUCUUCAUCUGGAAGGCCAUGGGUAAUAGCUGAAGACAUGCUUAGAAAUGGAACUUUCAACAUAAACCUUCAGAGCUUGCAGCUAAAGUGUAAGAACCAAAAUACAGAGAGAAAAUAUGGAGGAGAAGAAGAACAUGCAUCCAUCAAGUGCAAAUUAGUUUCUGCAAGUUGUAUAUAUGCAGUUUCUAAUGAAGGUUUGUAACUUGUAAAGGUGCAAGUUUUUUGUGUAUGUAUGUGAAGUUGAGAUGUAAGAUAGCAGGUAUUAAGAGACCUAUGUUUGAUUCUUUGUUUGGUAAUUCUAGUGAAAUAAUCAUGUUUGUGUUAGAAUAAACCUACAAUAAUGUGACCUUAGGACCAUUUCUGUAAUGAAUAAUGUGUUAGUGAU
Molecule: messenger RNA, 1407 nt
Organism: Lactuca virosa
Lineage: Eukaryota; Viridiplantae; Streptophyta; Magnoliopsida; Asterales; Asteraceae
Source: the annotation of a GenBank genome assembly